CACUCUUUUUGAGAGUUAAUUUUUUGUAGAUUGGCAAAUUCCGCACUAAGGAAGACCGUGCAGACGCCGAGCUGCGGCAACUCCUCGGCAGCGACAUCUCCGACGUGGAGAGCAUGCAAGGGACCCUCCCUUGGCGGCGGACCCGCCGCGAUUCCAACCGCUCCUUCCUAGGCCAAGCCAACGGCAACCUGACUGAUGGAGACGACGAAAUUUUAGAAAGUCUCGUCAAGACUGCCACUAAGGGACCCUCCAGGACGGCGCCCCGAGAACGAAAACGGACGAGACACGCCGACAGAAAGUCAUUGAAACGUUCUCGUACAAGAGAGAACAAUCCUUUCGGUAGCAGAGAUUCGCCCUAAAUGGCGUGAGACGAACUCUGAAAAACGGCCUGUCAGAAGAGGAGAAAAAGCACCUGUCGGCCUACAUCAAAGGCUACUAAACCCGUCCCUGGUGCCAAUUCCUGUCUAGAGAAUUUUACAUUUUUUUAAUUUAUUUAGCGCAUCUGUGAGAUGUUAAAUGUAUACUAUUUACAACUGACUUUGUUAUGUGAUAAAAAGUAUGGCUGCUCACUCA
Molecule: messenger RNA, 573 nt
Organism: Tribolium madens (black flour beetle)
Lineage: Eukaryota; Metazoa; Arthropoda; Insecta; Coleoptera; Tenebrionidae
Product: FH1/FH2 domain-containing protein 3-like
Exons: 3
Coding region: 114-359 (81 amino acids)
Biological process (GO): cortical actin cytoskeleton organization; actin filament network formation
Cellular component (GO): cytoskeleton; cytoplasm
Molecular function (GO): actin filament binding
Source: RefSeq, a predicted model, not a curated record